Messenger RNA from Helianthus annuus (common sunflower), 1415 nucleotides. RefSeq lists its product as uncharacterized. The record is from RefSeq and is a predicted model, not a curated record. Lineage: Eukaryota; Viridiplantae; Streptophyta; Magnoliopsida; Asterales; Asteraceae. The transcript is spliced from 5 exons. Bases 24 to 1415 code for a protein of 463 amino acids.
CCAGAAAAAGCUUUGAUCGCCUUAUGCUGGAGGUCCAAAUGCCCUCGGAAUAUGGGGCUCGGUACCCAUCAGAGGGUGAUACUGGUGCCGACGCUCCGGCCGGUUAUGUGACCAUGUGGUCCGAUUUCUUCGGAGAUUGUAACCUCCGAUUACCGUUGACGGUGUUUGUUGUGGAUAUCUUGGAGUGGUACAAGGUCCACAUUUCUCAAGUGAGUCCGUUUGGGAUGAUUCGGAUUCGUAAUUUUGAGUUUACCUUCCGUGCUCUUGGCAUAGAGCCUACCGUUGGAGACUUCCGACGGUUUUAUCAGAUGACAGUGUCCAUGGGGUUCUUUUCUUUCCGUCUACGAGACGGUACCCCAAAGCUGAUGACUCCCCCUAAGGGGAUGACGAUGUGGAAGAAGAAGUUCUUCUACAUCAAGUCUGCUGCCCUUGCUGUGAAUAUGACGUUUCGGAAUGUGACCGAGACGAUCAUAGCAGAGACCAUUGCGAUGCCCAGUUUGAAAUCAGUGCAAUGGUUCCCGCAACUGCAGACUAUUGAGUCUGUGAAGUUGACCAACACGCAACUAUGGCUGUUGCGUAUGAUGUUGAGGAGGGGCAAGAACUCGAAACCCGUGGUGCGGGAAAAGAGCGGUGAAGAUGCCCCCGCAUGGAGGAUGUUUGCUCCGGAUUUCGAGGGUACGGUUGAGACCGUAGUUUGUGCGGAUGGUGAACAGGAUCACAACACUAUCAUCCGUAGUAACUUCCGGGUGCCUACUGCGGUUGCACUGGCAGUUGAGUUGCCAAAGCAGGCAGAAGAGGUGGCUGCGGGAGGGACGGCUGCGGGUCCCCCUGUGAUUGGUGAGAAGAGGAGGCCAGAGCAGAAAGCUGCUGGUGGUGUUGAAACCAAACGUCGGAGGCUAGUAACCAAAAGGUCUGCUCCGGCGCAGAAGAAACCUGCGGUUGUCGUUGAGCGUCAAGAUGAAGAUUUUUCUAUCUUCGAUGCUCCGGAGUCCCCUCUGCGUGCCAUGGAUGCGGGUGGAGCGGAGGUGCCAUCGACACCUCCCGUCAAGGUGGUACCUGAGUCAACCGUGCAGAAGGAGGGUACCGCAGAGAAUGCUGCGGCCCAGAUAUUUGAUACUGUCGACUCGUCCAACAACCUGAUCUCUCCCAAUGAGGGAGACGAUUUGAGUUUGCGGUUCACUGCUACCGGGAAGCAACAUUCUGAUGCUGAACCGCAAAAAACUAGCGAUGAAGCGCGGCAGCAUGAUGCUGGGCCGCAGAAGUCUGCGGUUGAUAAGGGUACCAGUUCGUCGGCCGAUGGUGCGGGGGGGAUGAUAUUGCUAACGACCCUGCGGCCUGCAGGGAGAUCCUGGGCGGUCUUGGGACCCCCUUUGAAGUUGAGCGGGCUCGUGCCGCACCGCGGGAGCUGCGUAUAA